AAGGGUUAACGCCGCUGCGUGCGGGCAAAGAAGAGCGCACGUCUCGGCGCGGCACCUUCGCUUCACCUCGAUUCUCAAGACGCGCAAUCCUUCCUUGCUCGCUCGCUUGCUUGCAAUGUAGCAGAUCCUCGUGCCGCUGCUUGGAUCUCGCCUGCCUACACACUCGUGCAGUCUCAAAUCCAGCCGGAUUACAGUUGCAAUCGGAACCCAGGAGCUGCAGCGAUUGAGGUUCCAUCUUCACUGGGUGGUGGGUGUUUGAUUCUGUACGAUGAAGUUCAGCAAUUGGAACCGUCUCUUUCUGGUGCUCGUUUUGUUAGCUCAGACUUUGGUCUUUACAAGCACGCAAGAAGAAAAGCCUUCCUGUGAUCUAAGAUGUAAAACUGGGGUUUGCAAUUAUGACGGUAGUUGCCACUGUGUUCAAGCUACUCUGGGAGGCCCUCUUAAUUUUUUUGGUGGGCAAUUUUGUGAUCUGCCGAGCCAUUAUUGCAGUGAAUCUCCCGACCUUAGUUUUUGGUGCGUAGACAACAACAACAACAGCACUUGUGGAAAAAAGGAAGAUGGCACCCCCACAUGUAUAUGUCAACUUGGAUAUAGUGGAGAUAGGUGCGAGUUCGCAGGUACUCUUUGUGGAGUAGGAUACUGCUACAACAAUGCAACAUGUGUUGAUGGAAAAAGCUGUGAUUGCCCUCUUGGUUGGCAAGGAAAUGCUAACUGCACUUUGGCUACUCCCGAGAAGUCUUCCAGUGGCUCAGGCAUCAAGUGGUGGGGUGGUCUCCUGAUUACAGGUGCAGUUGUUGCUGCGAUUUCGGUGGCAGUUGCAUUUGGCUUGAAAAAGUACAAAGAGAAAAUGGAUGGAGUUAAUCGGUUCAAUGAGUUGAAGAAGUCGCAAAUGAGAGGCGGGGCUGAAUCUGAUGAUGACGAUGCAUAUGACAGCGAUCCUUAUGAAGAAGGUGGCAAGAGAUCUAGAACAACUCCACAACUGUAGUAUAUUUUCUGAUUUAGGAAUUCCUCAGGUUCCUCCGGAUGGACGUGAACUGCCGAUUGGCAUUUGAUGUCUUCUACUGCAGCCCAAAUUUGUUAUCAGAGGGCAAUUAUUUCGGCUUUUAAAGCUUUUUCUGUGAUCUUUCCUUAAUCAUUUUUUUUUUCCGUCUCCUGGUAGGCUAUCUUAUCUAUUUCCAAUUUUUAUUUUAUGUUCAUAAAACUAAUCAAGUUUCUGCCCAGCGUAGUGAAAGAUCGGUUUCGCCGACUCGUAUCAGUUUUAGUGUAUUAUGUCAUGCAGUGUAAUGCCAAUUCUAUUGCUUAAGAUUAUUGACUUCGAAAGUUUGAGUA
Molecule: messenger RNA, 1329 nt
Organism: Physcomitrium patens
Lineage: Eukaryota; Viridiplantae; Streptophyta; Bryopsida; Funariales; Funariaceae
Source: RefSeq, a predicted model, not a curated record